This is a messenger RNA of Homarus americanus (American lobster), 7132 nucleotides long. RefSeq names its product zinc finger E-box-binding homeobox protein zag-1-like. NCBI's taxonomy places the organism in Eukaryota, Metazoa, Arthropoda, Malacostraca, Decapoda, Nephropidae. The record is from RefSeq and is a predicted model, not a curated record. The transcript is spliced from 7 exons. Gene Ontology annotation, biological process: regulation of transcription by RNA polymerase II; anatomical structure development. The coding region runs from base 788 to 3670 and encodes 960 amino acids. Gene Ontology annotation, molecular function: DNA-binding transcription factor activity, RNA polymerase II-specific; RNA polymerase II cis-regulatory region sequence-specific DNA binding.
UCCCUCAGUCAUGUAGGAGCCGCGAGUUUGAUAGCACGCACUUUUUCGCGCUCCUCAUUUGAAACCUCAAGGUGCUACCUACUUAGUCACUAACAUUACGUAUGCUACAGUUAAGUGUAGAUUUCGUGUGGAGUCUUUUGUACUGCAGUGAACCUUUUAAGACACACUACAGCGAUACAACUCCAAUGGUCCAGGGGAUUGGAAUUAAGCGGAGACGCUUCUGUGACUGUGAUCAAGUGUAACGGAAAUUUUUCAGUGUUGAUAUUACACCAAGACAACGAACCUUUCCAGAACAACGGUUGCAUAUAUUCAAGACUGCAGAAUCCGAUUUUGGAUCCCAAACGAAUUUUAAGUGCCAUCAUUGUGUACAAUUGGAUCCUGCUAGUUUACACCCACGGCCCUCUUAGUGACCUGUCCAGCCUUCUACCACACUGCCAAAUUAUCACCCAAGCCACCGUGGUUGACCCGAAGUGACCGCGUAUCAUAUUCCUGUGCCGGUUCCACUUCAACCUUUACUCACCACUAUCCCUACAAAGCUGACCUGUUUUGCCUUUGGGGCCAACUAGAAGCAGCCUGAGUUGACCCUAGGCGCCCGGAGGUAGCUCAGGUCACAUGCGACGACGGCUCUUCCGGUGUAACCUUAACUGACACGCCUGGUGAAGGUCUCGUCUGGUUGGAUCAUUAAAGUUGUGGUGGCGGGAGAGUGCGCGCCCUAGUGUCGUCGGACAUGUGGACCGCUUGGUAACGCUAGUGAACAUCAGCUAACAAGUGGUGGGUUGUGAGCACCAUGGCCGGCGUCAGCACCAUGUACGCACCAUCAUCCUACACCGAUUCCAUCAGACUGUGGAACAUCGCUGGCGUCUUCAACUACUUCUCAGGUGACAAGAGUGGGAAUGACAAGGGUGUGAGCCCGCAGACGCCCACGGACGAGGCCGCCACGCCCACCAACGCUCCCACCAGCCCUCCCUCUGACGCCCUCACCCCUACAUCUGAUGCUACCAUAGGAGACGAGGGCGAUUUCUUGAAUGGCGCCAGCGUGUCGUGUUCUGUGUGCCACAAGAAGUUCGCUAACAUCCACCGUCUUCAGCGACACAUGAUCUCCCACCAGGAGUCGGACGUGCUCAGGCGGUUCAAGUGUGACGAGUGUGGCAAAGCCUUCAAGUUCAAACAUCACCUCAAGGAACACAAGAGGAUUCACAGUGGUGAGAAGCCCUUCGAGUGUGAGCACUGCGGGAAGCGGUUCUCCCACUCAGGCUCCUACUCCUCACAUAUGUCCUCCAAAAAGUGCCAGCUUGGACGCGGUAGGACCAAUGGAUUAAUGCCGCGUACAUCCCCACAGUUUCCAGGACCUCAUACCAAACGGCCAAUUCUUAAUGGGUCCUAUUUACCUAUUCUUCCCAAGGACAAGUCUCCAACUCCUUCUGCUGAUCUCGGCUAUUCCUCACCCACACGGCCCAUCUCCAGGGAUUCCCUUCUCAUGUCUCCACCUUCACUCGUGUCUCCAAGUGGCCUCAGCAGUUCUGGUCUGACUGCUGGACUACCACAGGGAUUCCCCCAGGGCUUACCUCAAGGGCUUCAGAGCAAUCUCCAUCAGGGUCUAUCACCCUAUCAUCCCCUCAACUCCCUCAUCUUGGCUGCUCAGCUCCACCCACAGUAUUCAUCCUUGCUGUCUCUCACAAUGUCCCAGGCACUUAACAAAGCUCACCAAGAUGGCAAUGAGGAGAAGGAUAACAGUGAAGAUGCCCCACAGGAGGAUGUUGAUGAUGAUGAUAGAGAGCCAGGUGAACUUGUCAUCAAGGAAGAGACAAGAGAGGAUGAAGAGGAGAGAGAAGAACAGCAGCAGGAAGAAAGUUAUCAAGAAGAGAUGGAAGAAACUCCAAAUAACAAUGACAGGGAAGGUAUGUCUACAUUGAAGAAAAUGUUAGAGAGUGUAAACACAAGUGUCACAAAACACCAGUUUGAGGAAACAGUAUCAUCUGCCUCCCAGGGCUCUGUACUGAACUCUGCAGCCAUUGCUGAUGACCUCUCUUGUAGGCUCUGUGGCAGCAUCUCCAGAAACCCUAGUGAAGCCUACUUACAUGCUUCUCGACAAUGUCCACAUCUUCCUGAGGUUACGUCUGCCUCUGAACGCUAUAAGGGACAUUUAAUUGAGGGUCUGGCAGCAAGGCUUCACGAGUUGGCAGGAAACCAGAAGCCACAGCAUCAACUGCGGCAGCAACACCAGCACUUGCCUCAGUCCCAUUAUUUGUCCAAUCGAGUUUUUUUCAGCAGGGAUGACGAGAGAGAUGCUGAUUCCGGCCAUAUUGUAGAUGAUGAAGAAACCACCAGUGAUGGAAAAAAGGUUCGUGUACGUUCUCACAUCCGUGAGGAGCAGCUUGUUGUCCUACGUGCUCACUACGCCAUGAACCCUAGACCCAAGAAAGAAGAAUUGCUAAAUAUUGCUGAGAAGAUUGGGUUCUCUGUCCGAGUGGUGCAAGUUUGGUUCCAGAAUGCUCGAGCCCGUGACCGACGUGAGGGUCGAUCUAUUACCCCUACUCCAUCAACAUACUCUCAGGCCAGUUACACCUCGAGCUACAGCAAUCCUAGCCACACUACUUCCAGCUAUACACCUUCAAGCUAUGCUCCUACCAGCUAUGCUCCGCCCACCUCUCAGGCUAAUUCCAAGGCCUUAAGCAUUAGCUCCUAUUACCCGUCCCUGCUGGCGGGACCAGGUCUAGUCUACCCACUUCAGAAUGGUCGUGCCUCUCCAACACCUGCUGAUGGAGCUGAUGGCAAUGAUGAUGACCAACCUCUUGAUCUCUCCACCAAAAAAUCGUCCCCAUCAGCAUCGCCAAAGCCUGCCUCAGUUUAUUCUGAUUCAGAUGCAGAUUCCACCUCAUUGGCGAUCUCUUACAAAUCUGAAUCUCGCACACCCACACCCAACUCUCUCAACAAUAAUAUAUCUGAACCUAAAGAGCCCAGUGGGCUGACUGUGGCUGGGUUGCCCUCUGUGAUCUCUGAACAGUGCAAAUUGGCACAGAUUCUCCAUGGAGCGAAGCUUGGCCUACCAUCUCUGUACACUGACCAUAUAGAUCCCAGUGACAAGCGACCAAGGGAUGAUGACAGUGGUGAUGAAAGUCGCAAGAGACGCCGUGAGGAGGAGGGAGGUGUUUUUCAGUGUGACCAGUGUGACAAGUCCUUCAACAAGCAAUCGUCCCUUGCCCGCCAUAAGUAUGAGCACUCAGGCCAACGCCCAUUCAAGUGUGAUCUCUGCCCCAAAGCAUUCAAGCACAAGCACCAUCUAACAGAGCACAGCCGACUACAUACUGGGGAGAAGCCUUACCAGUGCCACAAGUGUCUCAAGAGGUUCUCUCACUCAGGCUCCUACUCCCAGCACAUGAACCACCGUUAUUCAUACUGCAAGCCCUACCACCCUGAUGGCGCUACUCCACACUCAGAGUCCUCUACUCCCGUCCCCUCUCCAUCAGAUAGUGGCGUUGGCAUUGUUAGUAGUGCAGGGGAAGGUGUGUCAGUCAUUGUUACUGCCACAGCUGAUUCACUCCCUACAGCACCAGUCAUCCCAUCCCUCGUUUCCUCAGUAGAAGAGUCGUCUGUAAGCACCUCGCCAGCCACGCCCUCAGAGGCCCUUGAGACCACACCCAUCACUGUAAAAGAAGAAGUUGUGGCGUAAAUGUGUGAAAAUUUCAUGUAAUAAGAAAUUGAAUAUUGUGAUGCAAAGAAUGUGUGACAACGAACAAAUAUUAAGAGAAUUUCCUAUUACCAUAUAAAUCAAAAUAGUGACUUGCAAUGGCAUGUCUUAUGAUCAAAAUAAGUGAUGAAGACUAAAGAAUUUGAUGUUUCUGAUACUUGACAUAUUGUAAGAAAAGGAGCCUGCAUGCUUGGUGUGCAAUAUGUCGAGUGAUGUGCUACUUACAUUGCUGAUUUACCUGGACAUACUAUGCAGUGUUUCUUUGUUAUUUAAAAAGGAUUAUAAUUAUACAGUAUUUACUUUUGAAUAGGAUUAAUGUGAAUUCGCAUGUGCCAAUCACUUUUAUCUUCACUUACGAAAACUUUUUAAGGGGGUCCUUAAGGCUGGAACGUGGGAAUGGGACAGCCACUUCUCGGUCCCUCAUCUUUCUCUCUCUCUAUCAUUCUCAUAGUUCUGUAGUUAUGAUAGUUAGGCGUUGAACCAAGGCGGGUUAGGCCCUUACACCUCCAGCCAGUACCUGUCCAAUACUCAAGUGUAGUGCCGCAUAGAGAAGCAGUGUUGCCAAGAAAGAAUAUAUUUAUAUUUGAGAGAAAUGUGUAUUUGUGUUAUUAAAUAUUGUGAGUAGAAGGAAUAUAUUAUUAAUCAAGUAUUUUUUAUGUUUCACUUUCUUUUUGUAGCCUGGAGAUUUGCAGUUAAUGAUGCUACUUGUUAAUGCACUCCAGAAAAGGAAAGUAAUUAUCUUUGUGAAGAGUAGUGGGCAACACUGCGGUGAAGUAAGAAGACGAGCAGGUAUUCCGCUGAUAAAUCCACUGUCUUCCAUAAGCGUACUAGGAACCAUACACGAUUCCCAGCGUCUAGUACUAGUGGAUCCCUCGUGCCUCGUGCCAGCAUCCUUAUUAGUGACACCACCAGCUACCCUGGCCCUUGAUAAAUUGAUGUCAAAUUAAUGCUUGACUGAAAGACAAAUACAGUAAACUUUUUACAGAGGUCCAUUGUGGCUGGUCAUGUCAUACUGUUAGUCCAAAAUAAUCUCAACAUGUGCAAUCUUUCUAUUUUCUAGAUUUCCAAGGCAUGCCAUGUAGUUCUAUCAUUUUUGGAACUUUUCUGAAAAUUCUAUUGUACCUCUUUGCUUCUGUUAUUCAAGAACUGGCAGCAUGAUCUUUUAACAUGUCUGUCACCUGCAUUGUUAGUCAUAUUGCUAGUCUAGUUAGUUUUCUGUUAUCUUAUACUUGGCACCUGAUUACCUUGCAUCUUUAUGAGCUUUCAAGAGCUAAUUUCAUGCUACUUUCUAUAUUGCCAAACGAAAUGCCAGUUUAACUUGGUUGUAAGCAACGAUUGUGCCAAAAUGACUACUGGAGAUUUCUAAUAGGAUCUUGUUAGGAAUGUGGAUAACAUUUAGAAUUUUAUUUUUAUCAAGUAUACAUAUGCAAAUUUAUUUUGUAUAGAGACCGUACUUCACCACAAUAGUGUACCAGAGUGCUUCCAUAUCACCCUGAGCCGGGCCCAAGGCUAUACACAGAGUAACGUCCAUGACAGGUGACUAACUGGCAGCGUCGACCACUAAGGCUCCCAGUCAAAGUCUUUCACCUCCUCACUUCCUGUAGAUUCCUACAAAAGGGCGCCGCGGGAGGGCUCCACACAGGAGGCCUCAGAUUGCCGUCUUUCACACAAGUCAGGGGCUUUCUUGCGGUGUCCAACCUCAACUACCACCAUCCUAUUGUCACGUGACCCUCUCCCGGCCAAUAGCAUUCCUCUAUCUCGCCCGAUCCCGUUCUCUCUCGUCUCCUGAUUGGUGGCUUCACUUUGGUCUCUGUACUCUUCGGGGAACUCUGGAAUUUGAUUGGCUAAGUGAGCACCAAUAGCAAGGAGGUUUGAAUUCGGUACAUUCCCCUUUGCUGUUUGUUCAUCCAUAACCAUUUUUUAGGAAGUAAGUACAUUUUAAUUGGAAAUGGCGCUGUGACUGCAACGGACAGCAUGACAACAGGGCCAUCAUGUUUGAACGGUGUCGUGCCUUUUCAUCUCUGUGGAAUCUCGCUGUAUAUAUAUAUAUAUAUAUAUAUACCGGGCGCAAAGAAUGCGUUUAAAGUUCUGUAGAUGGUUAAACGGAAGAUGUUUGCAUUCUCAAUAAGCAUUCCAACGUAGCUGCUAGAAGUGACUUUCAAUGUGUGAUAUAAAGAAAGAUCCCUUAAAUGUCCAUGACUGCGCGGAGAAAUUUAUUUUUUGUCCCAUUUGCUCUCAACAUUUCCCUCCAAAAUAUGGUAUUCCAUUUUAUUAUUCCGUAGUAGCCUAAUCUAGACCUAGAUUUUUUCCUAUUAAUGUCCGAUCUUUGACUCUACUGUGGUGUAUAGGCUUGUGCAGUUUUUACGAUUUCGCUACAAAUGCUCACAAAUCUGUGCUUUCACAUGGAGAGAAAAAAAGUCAAUUUUGAAAAACUGAAAACUGAGCACGGGCCUAGACCCUCUCUUUGGUGCCAGAUUGCGAUUCUGUCCUGGCUGUUAGUGUUAUAAGGAAUUUUAUAAAUCAGUCGAAAGAAGUUCAUUUUUAAAGAAAUGUCUACUGCACUGUAUGUAUUUGUAUAUAUUGUGAACAAAUUAAUAUUAAAUAUUUUGGAUGUGAAGGUUAACCAUUUGCAUUUACAGAAAGAAUAAAUAAGUCCUAUAUAUAAUAUAAAGAGCCAAUAAGAAUAAUUAUUUAAGCUAGUGGACAGAAUCGCCAUCUGGAUUCCUUGCCUUCCAACCCCCUUUUUCUCAGUGUUUCCUACGUCACUCUCCAUAUUGUGUGUUUGUGUGUCUGUGUUUAUCCAGUUCCUUCACUUUGAACUUGGAACACUAUGGAAAACCUUAAUAGUUCAUCCUCCCUUGUCUUUAUAAGUGAUACACAUUUGACUAUUAAACAGGAUGCUUUCAAGUACAAAGAACAUAGAGACCCCAACUUGAAUGUAUUAAAUUACAGACAGAUAGAUGGCAUCUUUUCUAUGUCACUUAUUUCAAUGAAAAAUAACGUUCCUACUACGUAUAUAUGUUUUUGGUCUAUUCCAAUUACAAUGUGCUUCCGUCAUAUAUAUAUAUAUAUUAUAAAAAAGUAAAAUCAACCCUAUUCCAAAUGUCAAAACAAACAAGCAGUGCAAUAGAAGUCACUAAAUAACAUUAUAUCUUUUCUCCCUUCUCUCAUCAUAUUCCAAAUUAGAUUAUAACGGUGAUUUGUAUCUUAUUGUAGCUAGACAUAAGCCUAAGGUUUAUAUGAUUACCUUAUUGUAUAUUUUCUUGUACUGAUAAAUAAUAAUAAAGCCAAUUAUUGAACACACUCAUUGGUUGCCCCCGCCUGGUGUGAUGGACUGACUGGAGCCAUAAUGUACUGCCCCAGUGGAGCAAGUCUUCUAUUUAAGGAUGUGUCAAUUUACCACAAAUUUCCAAUUGUCCAAUAAAGACAAAAAAGGACACAGUU